AUGUUGCUUGUUUGGUGUGAACGAACAACAUUUCAUAAUAGUGAACCCAUAAACGACAACGACAAAAGUGUAGCAUCGACAUUUUUUCAACAUUGGAUGCAAAUUUAUUUGAAGAAACCAGAUGAGAUACUUCCAUCACAUCUUAGUACCAUUCCAAAAUAUGGUGGUUGGGGAGACUUGAAAAUUAUCUAUGUAUGUGCUUGUCAAAUUGCACAUCUCUUUCCAAAUGAACUACCAUUGCUUGAAAAUCUUAAAUCAGCAUGUGUCAGAAUGGUUGGAGACCAAUUAAAGUAUGAUCACCGAGUUCUGUUGAAACAGUCCAAUGAGCCAUUGAAUACAGAAAAUCAAGAAACAAUAACGAAAAGCCAAGAUUGGAUUAGUAACUGUGCUAAUGAAGCUCCAAGAAUUUCGAAUAAUUCUAAGAAAUUUACUACAGUUAUGGCGAAAGAAAUAGCCCAAUAUUUACACUUGUCAAAUAGUCUUACUUUUAAAAAUGAACCACAACUAAGUACUUGGAAAGGCCAAGCUUACGAAAAUUAUAGAUGUCUCAUCGGAAAAUUGUGUCGAUUAUUAGAAAAAGCAUCACCGGCGUAUGUUGAUGAGCAAGCAAAAUUGAAAAAUCGAAAUGACCGAGCACAAUUUUGUACUAAAGUACAACGUGAACAGUUAUUAACUGCUCCACCUGCAUCGACCAUUAUAUAUCCCAUACCACAACCACUUCCUCCGUGUUCAUUGAAAGAACUCAAGCCACUUUUGGAAUAUUUAUCAUCAAACAAACCUGGACCAUGUGAUGACAAACAGCCUAUUGUCUUUCCACGUGGAACUCUCAUGACUGGUGGACGGUUAGAUUUGUGUAAACAAGUGGUUGGUCCACAAAGUGUUCAACCUCUACUAGAUGCUAUGAAACAUAGCUCUUAUGUCAGUCGUUUAUUGCUUGGAAAUAAUAUCGUGGGACUUCCAGGAGCUAAAGGAAUUUCUGAAUACAUUCGUUGUAAUUCUGAUUCAAAGAUUGACACGUGGUAUAUUGCUUGCAACACAUUUGAUAGUGAAUGUAUAUCAUUGAUAUGUGAAGCAUUAGCUAAGGACAGUAAAGUAAAAGCACUUUGGUUAAAACGAAACCCUAUUGGAACUGUUGGAUCUAACCAUAUCACUCGAAUGUUAAUGACUAAUACUUGUUUACAAACAUUAGAUUUAUUCAAUACUGGUUUAUUAGAUGAAGGCUAUUGGUUUUCUGAAUUUGAUUUUUAUAAUUAA
This is a messenger RNA of Rotaria sordida, 1254 nucleotides long. The record is from the annotation of a GenBank genome assembly. Lineage: Eukaryota; Metazoa; Rotifera; Eurotatoria; Philodinida; Philodinidae.